AUGUCAAGCCACAACGCGCCACAGCUGCCGAGAAAUCUGACCAAGCAGCACUCAUGGUCGCAUGAUGUAACUCGCAACGAGGCUUGGCUGCGGAAGAAAAAGAAACGACCAUUGGAUCUCAUUCGUCGUAGCAAGAGCGUCACGAAUGAUGAUCUAGAGGAGCUUAAAGGCUGCAUCGACCUAGGGUUUGGGUUUGAGCCAGAUUCUCCUGAUUUGAACCCAAGGCUCUCCGAUACAAUCCCGGCUCUGGAUUUGUAUUUCGCCGUUCAAAGACAGUUUAGUAAUCAUUUGUCCCGGACAUCGUCGUUUGCGUCAGACCGUGACGUCAGCAGCUCUAGCACCACCACGAUCGUCAAUAAAGGUGAUGAUCGGAAGACGAUGAAGCAGAAGCUGAAGCAAUGGGCUCAGGUGGUCGGGUUUUCAGUGCGGCAGUUCUCGGGUAAACCAAAUUGA
Messenger RNA from Eutrema salsugineum, 453 nucleotides. RefSeq lists its product as uncharacterized. Lineage: Eukaryota; Viridiplantae; Streptophyta; Magnoliopsida; Brassicales; Brassicaceae. The transcript is spliced from 2 exons. The coding region runs from base 1 to 453 and encodes 150 amino acids. The record is from RefSeq and is a predicted model, not a curated record.